This is a messenger RNA of Triticum aestivum (bread wheat), 4586 nucleotides long. RefSeq names its product disease resistance protein RGA5-like. Bases 45 to 4586 code for a protein of 1513 amino acids. Gene Ontology annotation, cellular component: nucleus. Gene Ontology annotation, molecular function: ADP binding; protein binding. The transcript is spliced from 5 exons. The record is from RefSeq and is a predicted model, not a curated record. NCBI's taxonomy places the organism in Eukaryota, Viridiplantae, Streptophyta, Magnoliopsida, Poales, Poaceae.
AGAACUCUAGCCACCGUCACUCAUCUGCGGAUUGGCCACCGGACAUGUAUGACGCUGGCGGCAGCUCGUCGUCCUGGCCGGGCGGCAAGGAGGAGCUGCAGCCCGAGGUUAUUCUCUACACGGCGUCGGCGUCGCGCCGCAGAGGGCGCACCUCCGCCGACCGCUACGCCUUGUGCGCCCUGCUACGCGGCUACGGCCUGGCCGUGGACGUGCGCGACGUGUCCACGAGCAAAGCGCACCGCUGUGAGCUCAAGUCAUUGCUUGCGGCUCGGGGCUGCGCCUUCUCCCUCCCGCAGCUCCUCGUGGGAGGCCGGCUCGUUGGCGGCCCUGACGAUGUUAGGCAGCUUCACCAGGCCGGCGAGCUGCGGCCUCUCCUCGACAGCGCCUCAAGGCCGAGCCCCGCCUUCGUGUGCCAAGCGUGUAAGAGGGUCGGCUCCGAGCCGUGCCCAAAGUGCAGCGAGUCCCGCAACAAGAUGCUGGAUCAUGGCAUUGUUGAGAAGGAGGAGGACAGGGUCGUCCUUUUUUAUCCAACCCAAGAUAUUUCAAUAGGAGGUAGAGGCAGAGAGAUGAAUGCCAGUACCAGUGUUUCUCUGGGUGCCAUGAGACCCCUACUUAAGAAGCUUGACAUGAUGCUAGGUCCUCAUGGAUGCAAGCUGACCAAGGGGGUCAAUGAUAGGUCGCAGCUCCUCAGAGAUGAUCUUGAAGAAAUAGGUGCAUACCUUGAAGAUUUGUUAGAGGUGGAAGACCCGCCCCUAGUGGCCAACUGCUGGACGAAAGAGGCGCGGGAGUUAUCUUAUGACAUCCAAGAUUGUAUUGACAACUUUGUGCCCCCUGAGUCUCUUGGGUACAAAUCUGGCCACAAGAUGACUCAUGUUAAGAUUCCCAAGAGGCUCAAGUGGCAGAAACAGAUUGAAUAUGCAGCUCCUGAUGUGUCAGGACAUUUUAUCUCCAAAACCAUUCGUGUUGAUGUCAUUCGUGCUCCCAGGAAGCUCAAGUGGUACCAGCAGAUAGUUGAAAAGGUAUCAGAAUUCAGGAUCUAUGCCCGGGAGGCGAUCCGACGGUACGAGAGGUACCAACUCCAUUGUUGUAGCACCUCGGCGGCACGUAGAUUUUCAGCCAUUGGGCCUAUAAUGCCAAUGUCGCCAAUGCCUUGUGAGAAAACUUGUUCCGGCCUAGUAAUUGAUGGUCGGAUGAGCAAGUUUAUCAACUCUUUGUCUAACGACGCGGAUCAGCAGCUCAAGGUGGUGUCUAUUCAUGGAUCUGGAUAUCUUGGUAAAACAAUGCUUGCCAAAGUGUUGUACAAUAAACUUGGGAGGAAAUUCCAUUGUCGGGCUUUCGUCCGGGUGUCCAAAAAGCCUGAUAUGAAGAGGCUUUUCCGCGACAUGCUAUCACAAUUCCAGCGGAAGCAGCCCGGAGGAAGCCAAGACGUUUCCGAUGAACUUCGUGUUACUGCUGAAAAUAUCAGGAAUUAUCUACAUGGCAAGAGGUAUCUAAUUGUUGUAGAUGAUUUAUGGGAUACAUCAGCAUGGGAUGUUAUUAAUCAGGUUUUUCCCAAGGGUAUUCAAGGCAGCAGAAUAAUAACAACUACACAGAUUGAAGAUGUUGCAUUAGCAUGUGGCUGCAAUCACCCAGAACAAGUUUUUGAGAUGAAACCUUUGGAUGAUGAUCACUCAAGGAAGCUAUUCUUUGGCAGGAUUUUUGGUACUGAAAGUGAUUGUCCUGAAGAAUUCAAACAAGUUUCAGGCCAAAUUAUAGAGAUAUGUGGUGGUUUGCCACUAGCGACGAUCAGCAUAGCUAGUAUUUUGGCAAACCAGCCUUCCUUAUCAAUGGAUUUAUUCACACGCAUACAUGAUUCAUUAAUCUCCUGUUUACUGUCAAAUUCCAGUCCAGAAACAACGAGACAAGUAUUGAAGCUCAGCUAUAACAGCCUUCCUCACUACCUCAAGACAUGUUUGCUGUAUUUUAGUAUGUAUCCAGAGGGCUCCAUACUGUUCAAACAUGACCUGGUCAGGCAAUGGGUGGCUGAAGGGUUUCUUACUGCAAGUGAAGGACAAAAUAUGGAAGAAGUUGCAGGAAUGUAUUUCGAUGAACUUGUUGACAGAAGAUUCAUCCGACCUAUGUCUAUCAACUUCAACAAUGAGGUGGUGUCCUGCACAGUUCAUGCCCUGGUGCAUGAUCUUAUUGCACACAAGUCUGCACAAGAGAAUUUCGUUGUGGUAGUAGAUCACAAUCGAAAGAUUUUGGCACUUUCUCAUAAGGUACGUCGACUGUCUCUCCAACUUGGUGAUGCAAAUUAUGCCAAGAUACCAGCAAACAUCAGAAAGUCACAAGUACGGUCACUUGUAUUUUUUGGAUUGGUGGAGUGCAUGCCUUGUAUUGGAGAGUUCAAGCUUGUUCGUGUUCUGAACCUUCAGCUAUCUGGCCAUCAUAAUGGCGACCAAGACCUGUCCAUAGACCUCUCUAGAGUAUCAGAACUGUUCCAGCUGAGAUAUCUGAAGAUUGUUUGUGAUGUCUGCAUAAAGCUUCCAAACCGUAUGAGAGGGCAGCAGUGUUUGGAAACACUGGAUGUUAUGGAUACACCAAGAGGCACUUAUGUUCCAUGGGACAUUAUAUAUCUCCCACGCUUGUUGCACCUCAGUCUUCCUCCUCACACAAAUCUGCUGGAUUGGUCUGUCGGUGACGAUCUGAGCCUUUGCAAGCCGAACCACCUGCAGGAUCUUUGCAUUUCUACACCGCCUUCUUCAGAUUCCGACCAUCUGGAGAGGAGCAUGGAAGCUCUGGAUUAUUUAAUGUAUGAGCAUGACAGCCUGAAAACUGUAAAACUGGUGGCUCACGGAUCCUCGGUUAGCUAUGGUGACGCUUCAAAAGAAAGAGCUGGCUGGAUGUUGGAUAAACCAAACCACCAUAUCCAUAGAUUUGAGGUCUCACCUCACAGCCCCGUCAUAUUUGGUUGUAUGGAUUUGUGGACGAACCAAUUUCCCAACCUAUGCAUUCUGAAGAGUGCAGUGGAUGGACUGUCAGUAUAUGAUGUUGAUUUUCUUGGAGGGUUGCCUGCCCUCACUGCUCUGUCGUUGUAUGUGGAGACGGCGCCUAGAAUGAAGAUCAUCUUUGACAAAGCCAGGUUCCCAGUUCUCAAGUACUUGAAGCUGAGGUUCACGAGUGGUAUAGCUUGGCUAAAUUUUGAAGCGGAUGCAAUGCCUAAUAUCUUGAAGCUCAGACUCGUUUUCAGUUCCAUCCCCCGAAUGGACCAACGACUUAGUCUUUUUUCGCAAUCUGACCAGUGGAAACAAUAUCAACAUGGUAGUGCAUUAAUCAGCAUCGACCAUAUGACAGGCCUUAGAGAAGUCUCCGCAAAAUUUGGAGGUGCAGCUGCUGAUCUGCAGUAUGUCUCGAGGAUCGGCGCAGUUAUUAAUCAUCCGGGAAAUCCUGUAAUAGGCAUGCAAUUAGUUGACUCUGGUUCCUAUUGUGAGGAAAGCACAGAGUCUUCUUCGCGCCUGCAUCCUCCAGGUCCAGAUGGUGGAGAGCAGCAGGUUGUGGUAUCUUGGAGCCAUACCAUUGAUGUGAUAGGUCGGGAACUCUUCAUCUAUUGCCUCCACCGGCUGUCCAGGUGGGACUAUGUCUCCAUUGCCUCCCUCAACCAUGACUUCAAUUCAGUGGUUCGCAACGGGGACAUCUACCGCCUAAGUCGGAACAAUGGGGUAGCCGAGCAUUGGCUCUACUUGUCUUGCAGUAAUAAUCGCCAGGAGUGGGAUGCUUAUGACCCGUCCACUGGGCGCUGGAUCCAAGUGCCCAAGAUGCCACCGGCUAAAGGCGACUUCUGUUAUUCGCUUGCUGUAGGAACCGAGCUGCUGGUGUUUGUGGACCGUGGAAGGGUUGCCUUGAGAUAUAGCAUCCUUACCAGUUCAUGGACAGGGCUGGCUGAUGCUGAUGCGAUGAACACCCCGCGGUACUUGUUUGGGUCAGCAAGUGUCGGUGGAAAGGUGUAUGUCGCGGGAGGCAAGGAUUCUUCUCGUAAUAAUGUAUUGAGGUCUGCAGAGAUGUAUGACUCGGAGACACAUACUUGGACACCCCUUCCCAGCAUGAAUAGGGCUAGGAUGGGAUGCUCUGGUGCGUUCAUGGACGGCAAGUUCUAUGUGAUCGGUGGUUUUCUCAGUAGGUACGAGGUAUUGACAUGCGGUGAUGAGUAUGACUUGAACCGGCGGUCAUGGAGGGUCAUCAACGACAUGUCUCAGGGGCUCAACCUUGCACUCUGGGGAGCUCCUCCGCUCAUUGCAGUUGUGAACAAUGAGCUUUAUGGCGCUGAUUACAAAGAGAAUGAUUUGAACCAGUAUGAUAAGCUGGACAAUAAGUGGAUCACUCUUGGAAAAUUGCCUCUACAGUCUAAGAAGAAGGGCUCCGACAUCCGUUUCCGAGCGUGUGGUGACCGGCUGAUUGUUAUUGGGCCUCCAAACAAUUCUACUGAUACUGAUUCAAUGGUGGUUGAACUUCAUUCAUGGACCCCGGAUGAGCAACCGCCUGUGUGGAAUUUGUUUGCCACACGGCCAUUAAGGGGCGGAUUUAUUAGAUGUGCGGUGAUGGGUUGCUGA